AUGCCUUUGUCACUUUUGAUAUCGAAUUCAGAUGAUACACAAGUAUUAAUACAUGAUUCGAUGAAACAAAAGAAGCAAAGGAAAAUGUUACAAAGGCAAUCAAAUAAUUCGCAAAUGUUGAAUAAAAAGAAUACUUGCAACAACAAAAACAAUACAACGUUAUGGAAAUCAGAAAUGCGACAAAAAAUGUAUAGUACAAAAUUGUUGAAAGCUCUUGGUCAGGCCCGGCUUGGCUCGGCUCGUCUUCAUGGACAAGCUGUUCAUGAAGCCGCUGACCGUGUCCUAGCUAUGACAGCUAAAGGACAAAGCAGAUGGAGCCAGACCAUCCUUAAAAACAAACUUAAGUGUAAGUUUAUGAAAUGUAAGCCGAGAAAACAAGUGACAAAUGGAAACACGCGAUUAAAGAAGCCGAAGCCAGGUAUUUUGAAGUCGAAAUGGAAGAAGAAUAUAUCGGUCGUGGCAAGAAAAGGUCGUGAUCUUGGCCGGAUAAUUCCGGGUUGCAAGAAACAAGCAUUGGUUGUUGUGUUAGAAGAGGCUACUGAUUAUAUUGCCGCUCUAGAAAUGCAAGUUAAAGCCAUGGCUACUUUAGCUGACCUUUUUAGUGGCGGCUAUAAUUCUGGAUUUGGCAAUGGAGCCGUGGAUCUAAGUCGGCUUGGUAUUAGCCAGACAUCAACUAGCUAG
Erigeron canadensis is the source of this 681-nucleotide messenger RNA. Its product is annotated as transcription factor bHLH148-like. NCBI's taxonomy places the organism in Eukaryota, Viridiplantae, Streptophyta, Magnoliopsida, Asterales, Asteraceae. Gene Ontology annotation, biological process: regulation of DNA-templated transcription. The transcript has a single exon. The coding region runs from base 1 to 681 and encodes 226 amino acids. The record is from RefSeq and is a predicted model, not a curated record.